Molecule: messenger RNA, 471 nt
Organism: Spathaspora passalidarum NRRL Y-27907
Lineage: Eukaryota; Fungi; Ascomycota; Pichiomycetes; Serinales; Debaryomycetaceae
Exons: 2
Coding region: 1-471 (156 amino acids)
Source: RefSeq, a predicted model, not a curated record
AUGGUGUCUUCUACACUAGGUUCAUUGAUCAUUACCGGUGAGAACCGCCUAGCUAAAGCAGCAUCUUUUUCAACGUAUUUACGGUACUCGUCGGUUGUGGUUGCCCCACACAUGGCUAAUUUUCCUCUUGCCAAAGCAGGUUUCAAAAGGUUUGAUGCAUCAAUUGACCCUUCUGCUUUUCCUAAUCCCAUAAGCAAGUGGAACUCAUCAACAAAUAAAAUGACCUUUCCUGCCUUUUCAUCCACUUCUUUCAAAAUCUCCUUUAAUUUACCUUCAAAAUCACCUCGGAACUUCGACCCUGAGAUUAACCCUGCUAAAUCAAUAGUAAUAAUUUGUUUGUCUUUCAUGGAAUCUGGUACUUCACCUUUGACGAUUCGUUGGGCAAGUCCCUCCAUCACGGCUGUCUUACCAGUCCCGGCAUUCCCAAUAAGUACGGGGUUGUUCUUGACUGAAGAAUCGUGCUGGUUGUAA